UUACCAGGAAAGCGUAUUUGCCGGGCUUAGAGAGAAGAGUUUCCCAUCUCAGACGAAUAGUUGUUUUUCCGAGGGAAAUACAACCAAAAAUUCCGGCAGCGUGAAGAUGUAUUUGCACGGCAGAUAUACGAUACGGUGCCGCGAGACGGAAAUUAAAUUGGAAAGGGAAGCGAGAAAAGGAGUGAAAGGGGGUAAGAUUUGAGUCCAAGUCGCGUGAGUAAUGGGGAAGUGAUUUUCGUCUUUCCCUGCGCGGCCGGCAAGGCGGCAAACCCGCUCACCUCCAGCACGUCGAUCCUUCGGUUGACGCCUUCAGACUUGGCGAAGAGCUAUAGCUAUAACGGUUGCUGUUGCUGUUACUGUUCCUCCACCACCAUCUUCCCCUCGCUCCCCUGCAGCUGCGGCCGCCGCUGUCUUCUGUGGUUGUUAAUGGCCGCAACAACUCGUUUUUGUUUUUUGGUGAUGGUGGUGAUGGCGGGAGCACCGGAUGGGCUUCUCUUCACGGCUCCGGCGCUGGUUAGCGGUGCGGACGUCCCCCUCGGCACGAUUCUCCGCCCGUCGGACACUACUCAGUGGAUGUCCCCCAGCAAGACCUUCUCCUUCGGCUUCACCAAAUCCCAGCAGAACCCCUCUCUGUUUGUCGCUGGGGUAACUCAUUCUGCCUCUGCCACACUCGUCUGGACAGCCGGGGACGCGUCCCCCGCAGUGGUCGAUGGCGGUGCCUCCCUUAAUUUCUCCUCCGACGGCAAUCUCCGGCUCCUCAACGGCUCCGGCACAGUUGUGUGGCAGUCCCGUACGGGGAACAAGGGCGUGUCGGUCGCUGCUGUCGACGACUCCGGCAACUUUUUUCUGAAGAACGACACCUCCACGGUGUGGGACACCUUCAGCCAUCCCGCCGACGUCCUGGUCCAGCAACAAAAGUUCCUCGCGGGGCAGACCCUCCGGUCGGGCCCCUACUCCUUCGAGUUCGUCAAGUCAAACGUCGAGCUGCGCCUCAACUGGAAGGGCAGUUACAACACCAUCGUGUACUGGUCCAUCUCCAACUCUAGCAUCGCCGGAAAGCUCACCUUACCUGCCCUGGUGUUGGACAUAGACGGAGUCGUGUCUCUGGUCAAUCCUUCCUUCUUGGCUCCGUUUAAAUGGAUUUACAGCAGCGACUAUUCGUCGGGGUCCGUGACAUUCAGGUUCCUGAGAUUGGAUUCCGACGGCAACCUCAGGGCAUACAGCCUUGACGGCAAAAGCCUGAGCCCGCAGUGGUCAGCCGUGGAGGACCAGUGCCUGGUCUACGGGUGGUGCGGCAACAAUGGUAUGUGCGUCUACAACGACACAAAGCCGGUGUGCACCUGCCUCUCCCAGGACUUCGUUCCCGUCGAUUCCGGCGACCCGCGGCAGGGCUGCAAGAGGAAGCAGCUGCUUGGGGAUUGCCCCGACAAUGUCACCAUGCUUGAACUGAAGAACACGAUCUUCCUUACUUACCCCCCGGACACUGAUGACAUCAACCAGUAUUUCUUCAUCCCCUUCUCUCCCUGCAAGGAAAACUGCCUGAGGACCGGCGGCGCAUGCUCCGGCUCCACCUCCCUCGAUAACGGGUCGGGGCGGUGCUUCUUCAAGAUAAAAAACUUCAUCAGUGCUUACCAGUCUUCGGUUGUCCCGAGUACCUCCUUCGUUAAGGUCUGUGGGUUGGGCGUCCUCAACCCGGACAUGGCCUCCGCCGGUGGCCCUGGCAAGAGGGGUUUUCCUCAUCCGGCGCUGCGCGUCGGUCUCAUCGUCGUCGUCAUCGUGGCUACACUCUCGUCUUUGAUCUGUCUGGAAACGGUGUUGUGGUGGUGGCUGUGCCGGAGGGGCAACAAAUUCGGUGGGCUGUCUUCGCAGUACGCGCUCCUGGAGUACGCCUCCGGCGCGCCGGUUCAGUUCUCCUACAAGGAGCUCCACCAAGCAACCAAGGGGUUCAAGGAGACGCUCGGCGCAGGGGGGUUCGGGCAGGUGUACAGAGGGACGCUCGUCAACAGGACCAUCGUCGCCAUUAAGCGAUUGGAAGGGAUAGAACAAGGAGAGAAGCAGUUCCGGAUGGAGGUGGCAGCCAUUAGCAGCACCCACCACCUGAAUCUGGUCAGGUUGAUCGGAUUCUGCUCGGAGGGUCGGCACAGGCUCCUGGUCUACGAGUUCAUGCGCAACGGCUCCCUCGAUAGCUUCAUCUUCUCAGAGAACGCUGCGAGGCUGGAUUGGGAUGCUCGGUUCAAAAUAGCAUUAGGCACUGCAAGGGGGAUCACGUACUUGCACGAGGAGUGCAGAGAUUGCAUCGUUCACUGCGACAUCAAGCCGGAAAACAUUCUUUUGGACGAUAACUACAAUGCCAAGGUCUCCGAUUUCGGCCUGGCUAAGCUUAUCAAUCACAAGGACAAUCAGUAUCGAACUUUAACCAGCGUCAGGGGAACAAGGGGGUACUUGGCUCCAGAAUGGCGUGCCAAUCUUCCCAUCACGUCCAAAUCUGAUGUUUAUAGCUUCGGGAUGGUGUUGUUGGAGAUGAUCAGCGGGCACAGAAACUUUGAUGUGAGUGAGGAGACUGGUAUGAAGAAAUUCUCUUCUUGGGCCUUUGAGGAGUUUGAGAGAGGAAACAUUGAAAGGAUCGUAGACAAUAGAAUCUUGAAGCAGGCAGAUAUGGAGCAGGUGCUGAGGGCGGUACAGGUGAGCUUCUGGUGCAUACAGGAGCAGCCGUCUCAACGGCCGCAUAUGGGGAAGGUAGUGCAGAUGCUGGAAGGGAUACUUGUUAUGGAGAAUCCCCCUACUCCAAGUCCCAUAGAUGCGGCUCCCAGCUACAGGAGUAACAGUGCAAGUGUUGUGAGUGCGCUUUCGACCAUGGCAGCUUCAGCACAACCACUCUCUUCUUUUCCUUCUUUCAAAGCAUUUGGUUCCUCUGUUUCUGCGAUGAACCCAGAACAAAAUUUUUCAUCAUCGACAUCUUUAGUGAACUGAUCAUAGCCUCCUCUUUAGUGCUCUGCAUUGGUUGUGCUUAGAACCUGCUGCAUACCAUUUAUUGUAUGUAUAGGUCCCUUAGAUUCUACCUGAAGCUUGUAAAAAGUUUGUGUUUAAAUAAGUUGUUUCAUGUCC
Messenger RNA from Nymphaea colorata (pocket water lily), 3105 nucleotides. Its product is annotated as G-type lectin S-receptor-like serine/threonine-protein kinase At1g34300. Gene Ontology annotation, molecular function: ATP binding; protein serine/threonine kinase activity. Lineage: Eukaryota; Viridiplantae; Streptophyta; Magnoliopsida; Nymphaeales; Nymphaeaceae. The transcript has a single exon. The record is from RefSeq and is a predicted model, not a curated record. The coding region runs from base 427 to 2970 and encodes 847 amino acids. Gene Ontology annotation, biological process: protein phosphorylation; recognition of pollen.